CGACGGAAAAAAAGAAGAAGUGGAAGAAGACGAGGAAAAAAAAGAAAACAGUUCGGACGAACGUCCCUAUUCCCGAGCCCUCCCAUGCUCCUCGUCCCACCAGCCCACCAGCCCACCACCCGCUUCGGCGCGCCCCGCGCCCCGCGCCCCCCGCUACAGCCCAUAUCGCCGCCCGCCGCCAAGCUCGCGCCCUCGGUGCGAGACCGCGAGUCCGCUCCCUCGCGCGGGCCCCGCCAUUCAAUAAGGUAUCUGGGUAUAUCGCGCUCUCUGAUCCCUCUCGGCACCCGCGGCCUCCCAGCGUCAUGCUCACGCUCACACCACGCACACCGGAGCUCGCGUGCCCGGCUGCACCGCUGCUCUGUUCGCCGCCAUAUUUGCCCCGUUGCCUACAAUAGUUAUCCGCCCCGCCUUGCCUCGCCCCGCCACUCGCUCCCCGCCCCAACAAGCCCUCAUGCUCCGGCUCAACGAACAAACAUCGUACUCCGUACAGUUCCUAGUAUCCGUACCCGGCAGCCCUAUCUGUCUACCCAUACCCUUUCCUACAAUCCGACAUACAGACAACAAUCCAUAUGCCCUCCCUCACCCUCACCUUCCCAUCAGCACACCCAAGUACACCCCAACCACAACGAGCAACCCUCUCCAAAAACGCAAGCGAAUCCAUAACCGCACGCCCACGCACCAACCAAGCACACAAUCCGGACGCCGGAGCCACAGCACCCAAGCACAGCACGCAGCACAUUCACCGGCGGCGUCGUGCUUGUGUAUUUUGC
Molecule: messenger RNA, 770 nt
Organism: Aplosporella prunicola CBS 121167
Lineage: Eukaryota; Fungi; Ascomycota; Dothideomycetes; Botryosphaeriales; Aplosporellaceae
Exons: 1
Coding region: 85-663 (192 amino acids)
Source: RefSeq, a predicted model, not a curated record